GGGCGUGGGGCUGGAGCGGCCGGUGGUGACGCCGCCUUUGCGGUGGCGAUGGAACCGUCUGCUGUGCUGGCAAGGGCAGACGAACCGACGAUGACGUUCAUGACGACACCGAUGGCGUCAGGAAUGAGGUUUACGGUAACGAGCGGGGACGAUGGGACCGGGCGGCCGACCGAUCUGCUGACGAGGCAAGUCCAGAUUGCGGUAGCCGACAACGACGACGACGGCGGCGGCGACGAUGAUGACGAUGCUGGUGGCGGGGGAGGGCAGAGUGACGCUGCAGCCGAAGAGCACAUGACCCAGAUCGCCCGCGAGCUACUGAGGCCGGGCGUGCGGGCCAUUCUCGAUUUCCAGGAAAACCUGAGGAGCCAGAGCGGAGCCGGUUACGGGAGCGGGGGUGGCAGGGUGGGGGGCGGGAGUGGGGUGGACCCGCUGCCGCCGACGCGGUCGCCAUCGCCAUCGGCGGCACCGCCGCCCAACCCGGCGCCGCCGCCGCGCGAGACGGUGGCAGCUGCCAGGCGAAGCCGGAAGCGGAAGCGGACGGCGGACAAGGGCAAGGGUCCGAAAGUGGAUCACAAGAGCCGGCUCAAGGCAUAUCGCGGCAACAUGACGCAGGCGUGCAACGAGCUGCGGGAUGUGGUGCCGGAUGGAUUCCGUAGCUCCAGCUCGCGGGUGGCGGUGGUGCAGGGCGCGGUGGCGUACAUCCGGGCGCUGCAGCAGGCGCUAGUGGAGGGCGGGGUGCAGGCGCCGCGCGGCCCGGAGAGCCGGGAGCUCUCGCAUGUCGAGGUGGCGAAUCAGGCGGUGCGGCGGAUUGGUGAGAUGGCGCGGCUAGUGGAGGAUGAGCUGGUUGUCGGACAACGACGGGUCGCAGUCUGA
Thecamonas trahens ATCC 50062 is the source of this 873-nucleotide messenger RNA. RefSeq lists its product as uncharacterized. The transcript has 2 exons. Lineage: Eukaryota; Apusomonadida; Apusomonadidae. The record is from RefSeq and is a predicted model, not a curated record. Gene Ontology annotation, molecular function: protein dimerization activity. The coding region runs from base 49 to 873 and encodes 274 amino acids.